Parasteatoda tepidariorum (common house spider) is the source of this 3060-nucleotide messenger RNA. RefSeq names its product nicotinate phosphoribosyltransferase (gene Naprt). Gene Ontology annotation, cellular component: cytosol. The record is from RefSeq and is a predicted model, not a curated record. Lineage: Eukaryota; Metazoa; Arthropoda; Arachnida; Araneae; Theridiidae. Gene Ontology annotation, molecular function: nicotinate phosphoribosyltransferase activity. Gene Ontology annotation, biological process: NAD+ biosynthetic process via the salvage pathway.
CUUUCCGUUCGUGGCGCUCCGGUAUAUCCAUCAUGACAUUGAUAUUUAAGUUUUUGACAUUUGUUUUGAUUUGAGUUUUAUCGGUUUUAUCAAUCAGAUUUAGUCAUGGAAGGAGUUACGAAGGAGUAAAAAGUUCCAUAGCUCACGAAAUGGACUGCAAACAUUCGCGGUGAGAGCACGCGGUAAAAUUGAAACAAUUGUUGUUCUCUAAUGAAUAUUUGAAGAAAUAUUCAUUGAAGGAAGCAGUUUGAAAAACAGUGUUUAACUCGGAGGCUGUUUGACUGUAAUUUUUUUUAAAUUUCAUUUAUUUGGCAGUAAUUUAGUAAAAUUAAUUUUACUUAAAACAGUAUUGGCAACAACAUAUAUGUGAAUAAUAGUUUUCGCUGUCACCGGUCCUGUAAGACAGCUUAGAUUAUAGUUCUUGUUUUGGAAAGGAGAAUGAUAAAUAUCUCUGUAUUAUACUGAUAUCACUACUUAGCUAAAAUGUCAGAGAUGGAAAAGCGCAAACUUCCUCAAUUGAAUGGAAUAGUCCAACCUCUUUUAACAGACUUAUAUCAAAUAACCAUGGCUUAUGCUUACUGGAAAAGUGAUAAAUGCGGGGAUAAUGCUGUAUUUGAUUUAUUUUUUCGAAAAAAUCCUUUUCAUGGAGAAUUUACUGUAUUCGCCGGAUUGGAGGAGUGCCUUAAAUUUUUAGAAAAUUUUCGUUAUUCAGAGAGUGAUAUAGAUUAUUUGAAAAGUGUUCUUCCAGCUACUGUGGAGCCUUCUUUUUAUAAGUUUCUUGCUGACCUUACAGCAAAAGAUGUAAAGCUCUAUGCAAUUCCUGAAGGUACUGUAGUAUUUCCUCGUGUACCUCUAAUUAAAGUUGAAGGCCCUUUGCCUGUAGUUCAAUUGUUGGAAACUUCAUUUCUUACUCUAGUCAACUUUGCUAGUUUAGUUGCUACUAAUGCUGCACGUUACAGAAUUGCUGCAGGGUCUGAUUUGCAAUUGCUUGAAUAUGGUCUAAGAAGAGCGCAAGGACCGGAUGGAGGGUUGUCAGCCUCAAAAUACGUUUAUGUUGGUGGCUUUGAUGGUACCAGCAAUCUCUUGGCAGGAAAAAUGUAUGAUAUUCCUGUCAAAGGGACUCAUGCCCAUGCCUUUGUUAUGUCCUAUUCAUCACUAAAGGAUUGUAGGUUGAAGACAUUGAAAAGUAACAAAGAUGGUCAGGAGGUAGAUUUAAUUGAUCUUUCUACAAUGUAUCGAUCUCAGAUAAUUACUGUCUUGAAAAGCUUGAGUGGUGAAACGAGUGAUGGUGAAUUGGCGGCUUUCAUUGCUUAUGCUAUAUCUUUUCCCAAUAGCUUUUUAGCUCUAGUUGAUACAUAUGAUGUGAAAAAGAGUGGUUUAUUGAAUUUCUGUGCAGUGGCUUUAGCGCUUAACGAUCUUGGUUACCAAGCGAUUGGUGUCCGAAUUGACAGUGGAGAUUUGGCUUAUUUGUCUAAUAUUGCCUUUGAUAUGUUUUGUAAAUUAGGAGAACACUUUAAAGUUCCAUGGUUCAAGCAUAUGAGCAUUGUUGCAAGUAAUGAUAUCAAUGAAGAGACCAUCAUAUCUCUUAAUGAACAAGGCCACAAAAUUAAGUGCUUUGGUAUCGGCACCCACUUAGUGACGUGUCAAAAGCAACCUGCUUUGGGUUGCGUCUACAAGCUUGUUGAAGUUAAUUCAAAACCCUGCAUCAAGUUGAGUUUAGAUGUAGAAAAAGUUACAAUUCCAGCCUCAAAGACUGUUUAUAGAUUGUUCGGUAAAGAUGGUCAUGCGCUUGUCGACUUGCUGCAAAUGAAAGAUGAACCUGCACCUCGGGUCGGUGAUAAAGUUCUCGUUCGUCAUCCAUUUCAGGAAUCCAAGCGAGCUUAUGUCCAGCCAGAGAAUGUGUUAAACUUGUAUGAACUUUGUUUUAGUGAAGGCAAGAUUUGUACUUAUCUACCUGUUCUGUCUGAAAUCCGGCAACGAGUUCAAGAUUCAUUAGCUACACUACGUUCAGACAUUAAAAGAAACUUAAACCCAACUCCAUAUAAGGUAUCUGUCUCUGAUGACCUCUAUCGUUUCAUGCACAAAUUAUGGCUUGAAAAUGCUCCCAUUGGAGAACUAUCCUAAUUGAUAUGUUGUUAUAUAGUCUUCAAAAAUCUUUAUUGCACCAUUUCUGUAUUCUACGGGACACCAAUAGGCUUAUUGACCAGCAUAUUCUUUAACUGCAAUUUUUUCCUUAAUUUUCAAUCGUAUAAUGUUUAUAGAUAAACAUAACUGAUUUUCAUAAGCAUAAUGUAAUGUAAGCAACUUAUUUAAAAUUGCCAGAUUAUAAAUAGUAAUUUAUUUAUUCAUUGUUAAUUUUUAACUUUAUGAUUUUGAUUUUAAAAAAAAGGUUUAUGCUAUAUUUCUCUCAAUGCCUAUUGUGCUUGGCACUAUUUCUUGGGUUCCUUUAUUCCAGAGGUACUGCUUUCUUUUAAAAGUAAGCUGUUUUGAUUCUAUAAUGUUGAUUGUAAAUUCAUGUUAUGGGAAAUAUGUUCUUGUUAACUAGUGUUUACUUGUUAAAUUAAAUUUGAAUUCUUAGAUUACAUUAAAAAAACUUUAUUACAAAUUUUUUAUGAUCAAGAAAUAUUGAUAAAGGAAAACAAAUUAUAAUUCAAUGCAUAAUGAUUUCAAAAUCUGAUUUGUUUAUUAGCUUAAAAAGAUAUCAGUAUUCAUGUUUUUCUUUUUCUGUUCUUUUCUUAUUGUUUGUUUUUGAACUUCAUCAAGAGUAUUAACUGACAUCUGUUAAAAAAUUAUUGUUUAUGAAUAUUUUUGUAUUAAUAUUGAUGUAUUGGUAAAAAAUAUUUUACAUAUAUGAGUGAAAACAGUGAUGUUACCUUUCAAAAAUAUCUAGUUUUAAGAUUGUUCAUAAGAAUCACUUCCUCAAGAUGUUUACUUUUUUAAUGCCAGUUUUUUUCUUUUUUUAAUUUUUAAUUGCUGUUUAUUAGAGUACCUUUAAUUGUGUGUAGCUUUCAAUAUAGCUGUUCCCUGCUUUUGUGUUAUUAAAUAAGUAUUUCAACUUAA